Molecule: messenger RNA, 2028 nt
Organism: Salvia miltiorrhiza (redroot sage)
Lineage: Eukaryota; Viridiplantae; Streptophyta; Magnoliopsida; Lamiales; Lamiaceae
Product: protein ABERRANT PANICLE ORGANIZATION 1-like
Exons: 1
Coding region: 635-1705 (356 amino acids)
Molecular function (GO): protein binding
Source: RefSeq, a predicted model, not a curated record
AUUUAAGAAAAUAAUUAGUUUGGUAUGUAUAAAUAACUUGUUUUUAACUUUUUAAUAUCUUUUUAUGUUUUAUUUGACAUUUUUGCUUUUGUAACAUUUUUUUAUUUAAACACCCCCAAUCACUAUAAAACGUAUUUCAAUUUAAAAAUUUAAAUAUUUAUAUAUUAUUAUUAUGUAUGAAACCUGUAAUUGUGAAUAAUUUGUUUUGAAAAUUGAAUAUCAUGAGUCGAACUGGUGUGUAAAACUAAGUUCACCUUGCUGUAAAUUCCUGUAACAAAAAAUUCACCACCUCAUUGCCAAAAAAAAGCCGAUUUGGUGUCCAAGUGGCAAAAGCGAGAAUCUAUGUCAUCAUCUUCAUAGUCGAGUGCUGCUGCUGCAACUUGCCCUUUCUUAUUAUAGACAAAGCUACCAUCACUUUCCAGGAAACCCCACAAUUGUUUCUUAUCGAUCUUGAUAUGGCCCUUCAUCUCCAUCAACAACCGCUAUUUAUAACCAACAAAAAAGGCCAGAAUACGAAGAAACUUGACACUGCCACGUGGGCCCCCCUUUGAGUUCAUGUGAGCACACAUCCCUACACAAAAAUAACUUUCUCAUCAUUCAUACAGUUUGCAGAAUCCCAUCAUUGUUGUUUAAGAUGUGGAGCAAUCUCCCAAUUGAUCUGCUACUCAACAUCUUCUCCCACCUCCCGCCGGACUCCCUGGCACGGGCCCGCGCCGCCUGUCGGAGCUGGCGCGCCACCUCGGAGCUGGCGGUUUCCCGCAACUGCCACCCGCCGUGGUUCGUGGCAUUGCCGGCUCGCGGCUGGGGCCUUUCCUGCUACGCACACAAUCCAGUCAAAGACAGUUGGCACGUCCUAGAUCUUGAUCGCACCACCACCCCGAUGAGGCCGAUCGCGGCCAUCGGUGGCCUGAUUCUGCUGAAGCUCGGCUCCGCGGCUCGGCUCCAGCUCGCAAUCUGCAACCCCUUCACCAACCAGUUCAGAGCCCUCCCCGCCCUGCGCGUGGCGCGGACCAAUCCGGCGGUCGGGGUGGUGGAGGAUGACGGCGACCGGGGCUUCAAAAUCUACGUGGCGGGAGGGAUGUCGGAGUCGGCGGGCGGCGGCGCGGUGUACGAGGCGAGCGUGGAGGUGUACGACUCGUCGUGCUCCGGCGGGGGGUGGGGGGUGGUGGGGGCGAUGCCGGUGGAGUUGGCGGUGAGGCUGACGGUGUGGACGCCGAACGAGAGCGUGUGGUCGGGCGACGGCGUGCUGUACUGGAUGACGUCGGCGCGGGCGUACAGCGUGAUGGGGUUCGACAUGUCGUCGAAGACGUGGCGGGAGGUGGGCGUGCCGAUGGCGGACAGGCUGGAGUUCGCGGCGCUGGUGAGGAGGGAGGGGAGGCUGGCGGUGGUGGGGGGCACGUGCGGCGGCGGGGGGCGCGUGUGGGAGCUGGGAGGGGGCGGUGAUGGGUGGGGGGUGGUGGGGGAAGUUCCGGCGGAAUUGGGAAUUAGGUUGUUGGGGGAGAAAUUGAAUUGGGGGUGUGUCAAGUGUGUGGGGGUUGAUGGGACAAUUUGUUUGUAUAAGGAUAUUGGAUCCGGAAUUAUAAUUUGGAGUCAAGGGAAAUGGAGUUGGAUUCAUGGAUGCUAUUCCAUUGAUGGAACCAAGAUUAUGAGUUUCCCAAUCAAAGGGAUAUUGCUUCAACCUAAUCUCGCUCGAACCACGUUUUAAUUAGAAUUUGAAGAUCCACAUUGUGAUUGGGCAUAUGAGAUGGGGAAGUUGUUGGAGCCUUUGGGCACAUGGCAUGAGAAAGUUGUUGGCAGUGAUUGAUGCACAAAAUAAUUAAUCAUUGUUGUAAGUUCUAGCAAUUUUUUUGAGCAAAAGUUUAGCAAACUUAGGAAAUCAGACCAUCGGAUUCCAGACUUUGCUUAGCUUAUUGUAUCAAGAAUGUUUUAGGAAAUGUAUUAGUCCAAAUAAAUGUAUAUCCAACUUCUGCCCUAGAUCUUGGAGCUUAUAAGAUGUUUCAAAAAUUUAUAAGAUGUAAUUUUUUAGUA